UUGGUGGGAGGGGCUUUCCUCAGAGACGUUAACUCGUUGGGGUUGGCGCCGCCGCCAUUUUGAAUUCGCUCGCUGGUGGUCUUGCUCAGUGGCCGCGGCGGCUCCGUGACCCCCCUCAGAGCGCGAGAGAGACCGAAACAUGGCAGCGAACAGCCGGAAUUUGAAACAAGUGCGGAUCGAAAACAGCUCCCCGGCGGCCCCGCUCGGCAUGGUGGGGGGCGGCGGCCUGAAGGGGAUGCGGGGCCUGGAGGCGGACAGCGAGGUAGGGGCCAUGGCGCUGGCGCAGGGCAAAGAGGCUGGCGACGAGGAGCAGGAGGUCGGGUUCACCAUCGACAUCAAGAGCUUCCUCAAGCCCGGCGAAAAGAGCUACACGCAGCGCUGCCGCCUCUUCGUGGGGAACCUGCCCACCGACAUCACCGAGGAGGACUUCAAGCGCCUCUUCGAGCGCUACGGGGAGCCCAGCGAGGUCUUUAUCAACCGCGACCGCGGCUUCGGCUUCAUCCGCCUGGAAUCUAGAACACUGGCUGAAAUAGCAAAGACAGAACUUGAUGGUACUAUUUUGAAGAGUAGACCACUUCGAAUUCGAUUUGCUACACAUGGAGCUGCCUUAACAGUCAAGAAUCUUUCACCUGUGGUUUCCAAUGAGCUUCUGGAACAAGCUUUUUCUCAAUUUGGUCCAGUGGAGAGGGCUGUUGUUGUAGUAGAUGACCGUGGCAGAGCUACAGGAAAAGGUUUUGUAGAGUUUGCAGCAAAACCUCCGGCAAGGAAGGCUCUAGAGAGAUGCAGUGAUGGGGCAUUCUUACUAACAACAACACCUCGACCUGUUGUUGUAGAACCUAUGGAACAAUUUGAUGAUGAAGAUGGGCUACCAGAGAAAUUAAUGCAAAAAACACAACAGUAUCAUAAGGAAAGAGAGCAGCCUCCACGUUUUGCUCAACCUGGAACAUUUGAAUUCGAGUAUGCUUCCAGAUGGAAGGCUCUUGAUGAGAUGGAGAAGCAGCAGCGAGAACAGGUUGACAGGAACAUUAGAGAAGCCAAAGAGAAACUAGAAGCGGAAAUGGAAGCAGCUAGACACGAACAUCAGUUAAUGCUGAUGAGGCAAGAUCUCAUGAGGCGCCAGGAAGAACUGAGACGUUUGGAAGAACUUAGAAAUCAAGAGUUACAGAAACGCAAGCAAAUACAAUUGAGACAUGAAGAAGAACAUCGACGUCGUGAAGAAGAGAUGCUACGCCAGAGAGAACAGGAAGAACUGAGACGUCAGCAGGAAGGAGGAUUUAAACCCAAUUUCUUGGACAAUCUUUGAAAACAUAAGCUUCCUUCACUUAUAUCCUAUCCUUUUCACUGUUCAGUUUUAAAGAAGGACCUAAAUGGUAAGUGUAAUAAUUACCAGAAUUGGAACCCGUCAUGCAAGGAUCUUGUAUCAGGCUAUCUUCAUUCAUUAGGUUACUUUCCAUAUCUUUAACUAUUUUUUCACUCUUAAACUUUGAUUUUCAAUAUGUUUGACCAAUUUUGAAAAGAGCACUUAGUUUGAAAAGAGUUUGAUUGCUAUUUUUAAUACACUCUACUAAUUGCAUUUGAUUCAGUUAUUAGUCAGUGUUUCUCAGUUUUUUUUAACUGACAAAAAUAUAAGCCAAACAACGUUUUCUAAUUUAAGCUUUAAGUCUUUGAAUGGUUGAUUUGGUCUGCUUCCUCAAAGAAGUAAUAUUGAAUUUACAAAAUUAGGAAUCUGCUUGCUCUCUGGCUUAAUGGAUGACCUUUUCCCAGGGUUGUCUAAGGAUUUACUUAAGUAAUUAGUGUUACCUGUAAUGCAGCGAGAGUUGCCCUUAAAUCCCGUUUUUUAUACUGUUUAGGGUUCUGGUUUCUUAAUGUCUAAAGCUUGGUGCUCACAGAAGUCUGCCUUUAUAGCUCAAAGAUCACUAUAUAUAUUCUAUACAAUUUUCAGUCGUUGAGUUUUGUUCUAAUUUAGUUUGGAAAUUGUUACCUUUUUCCUACUUAAUCUCUUGUGAUAACUGGCACUUUGUAUAAAUACUGUUCCUUGCUAGAAGGGGAACUUGUCUACAGUGGAUAACAAAUGCAGCAUUUUAUUUAUUAGCCACAUAAAUAUUUGCUUUUUAAUGUGAUAUUUCUUACUCUUGAGCACAAAUAACUUCAAAAGUUAUACUUUUUUCAUAGAUAUUAAGGUCAGAAGGGACCAUUAUGAUCAUCUAGUCUGACCUCCUGCACAAUGCUUAGUAAAGCUAUUCAAAUUGCAUAAUGUUUAAAAACCUCUCAGUUGGAUGCUAAAGGGAACGUUGUGUGCAUGUGUAUCAACACCAUUUCCCCAAAUGUUAAUUUCAGUGCUUAGAAUCUGUUCUUUUAAUUCACUUUCUUCUUUGGGUGGCAGACGUGGAGAUCAUCAUUCUGAACCAGUACUAACAAAAAUAUUGAGCUUUCUGGGCAGGUCUACCAAAAAUAGGCAGAAUAUGCAGGAAUUGUGUUCUUAGAGAGAUGGUUCUGCAGCAGCAACGUAAGAAAAAGUAUGUAUAAGAAGAUCAAAUGGAGUAUUGUAACCUGAUAAAACACUAGUUACAAGGAUUGAACAGUGCCAUCACACUUAAGAUCUAUGUACUGAUCUUUAAAAGAGGAAAUCAUGGUAUAGACUUUAGUGUUUUUGAAAAUUUUACCCCAAGUUCCGUUUUCAAAAGUGACACAGGCAUUUAACUGAAUGUCAUAGAAAGUCAAUGGGAUUUAGGCUCCUAAGUCACUUACUCUUCUAAGAAUUUUGCCCCUUGGUCUUUUAAAUAAUUGUUAGUUGUAGAUGUUUAGUUGACUUCACAUUUGUUUUCUUAUCUGAACAGUGGGGCUGCUACUUAUGUUCCAUAGGCUUCAGAGUAAGGAACCCGCCACAGUAGAGGUUGCAUGAAUAGAAGUGUGUCUAGUAGCUUCAAAACACAGAAGUCCUAAAAGAGCUGGGAGCAGAACAGAGAAAAAGAACUUAGAGUGCCAUCCUCUCCUCUUCUUCCCCUCCCCCACAAACAAAUGGUGGUGAGUGGUUUUUUUUAAGGAUUUUUUCCUUCCAAUUCCAUUCCAAAACUGAGUAGGGGAAAAACUUGUUUCCUCAUUUCUUUUCUCUCUUGAAGGUUCUGCUGUUGUGGCUGGCCUUGUCUCAUGCUGAUGUACAAAUAAACACCAGUAAUAAGCAUGAGUUCUACUUGUGAUGAAAUAGAAAAGGAGAGGGUCAGCUGAGGGCCCCUAAACAGGAAAAACAGGAUUGGUCAAUUACACACCCUGGCCUUUGUUUU
This is a messenger RNA of Dermochelys coriacea (leatherback sea turtle), 3281 nucleotides long. It is a transcript of the gene PSPC1, whose product is annotated as paraspeckle component 1. Gene Ontology annotation, molecular function: RNA binding. Gene Ontology annotation, cellular component: nucleus. Lineage: Eukaryota; Metazoa; Chordata; Testudines; Dermochelyidae. The transcript has 7 exons. Gene Ontology annotation, biological process: regulation of DNA-templated transcription. The coding region runs from base 140 to 1303 and encodes 387 amino acids. The record is from RefSeq and is a predicted model, not a curated record.